GGAGAUCCACCCACCUUUUCUGACCCAGAUACCUUAAAAAGAGCUUUCAAAGUAUGGCCAGCAAGUCACUCAGUGAAGUUAAAGUGUAAGGCAAUGGGAGCAGCACCUCUUAAAUAUACGUGGCUUAAAGACGGGAAGAUUUUAAGAGAGAGAAGAUGGGACCCAUACCUCAACACUUCAAUUUGGUACUUGAAACUAAAAGACCUAAGACCUGGAGACGCUGGGGAAUACACUUGUAUAGUGUCGAAUCCAUAUGGCAGUAUAAAUCAUACAUACUUGGUCAGGGUUCUGGGUGAGUACAUGAGACUGUGAUGAGAGGAUGGUCUAAUCUUUAUCUAGUUUUCUUAUUUUUCUUGGAAUCGUUUCAUGUAGGCCGCACAGGGCUAACUCUCGUCAUCUUUCUAAUAGUUAAACCACGAACGAGACCCAUUUUGCAAAAAGAUCUUCCAAAGAACAAAAGUGUACAGGUUGGAGAAAGUGUAACAAUGAAAUGCCUUGUGCUUGUAAGUGGGACACUUCCGGAUUUUAGAUGGCUGAAAUGGGACAAGUCUAUCACAUUUGUGUCAAACAUAAGGGACAACUUGAGAGAUGGAGCAUUUCAGUUGAUAGAUCCACAGUAUUACAGCGGUAUCCAACGAGGUGAAAGUUAUGAAUCCGAGUUGAAAAUUAGUAAUGUGACAGAAGAAGAUUUUGGACUUUACACCUGUUACGCGAGCAAUCAUAUCGGAGCAGAAUACAACAGCGCAUUCCUUAACAGAUAUGUGAGACCCACAAAAGCGUUGCCAGGUGACAGAGGUAAGGCCAUUAAAGCGGCUAUGCCAGACUAUUUGCUAUCUUUUUUAGAAGCAAAUCUUUCUCGCAUCAAUUGAAUUUCAGAAAAAAUGGUCCAGUUUUGUUAUUUACGACCAUAUUUUGCCAUUGAAACUGUUUCCUGUCGUCUGUUGCAACGGAUGGAAAGGAUGGACAUGGAUUAAUACUUUAAAAAUUUGGGCCAAUCUCUUCAAGUUUUGAUGCAAUGCCUGUAAAAAAUCACCAAAACAAUUAUGGUGUUUAGUGCUUCUUUAUGAAAAUUGUUCGAUAACUUGUUUACAAUUGUACGGAUCGUUUGUUUAUGGUUAUCUCUUUUGUGACUGCCAAAGAGUAGGCUCUUACUCGCGAAUUUGUACUGUACGCAAUCUUGUUUCCUCUCAUGAAACUUUGUUUUCCAAACGUGUGAUUAUCCGACCGCAUAGCUGUUAGACCUGGGUUGGGGUAUUCCAGCAAAAAGUAGCACAUUCUCAACAAAGAUCUUAUUCAAUUCAUGCAGGGUCUUUCUCGCAUACGCCAAAAUUGAGAAAGUAAAAGACAGGCUCUCUUGCAGGGUAUCUUACAAGUUGAACAUCCUUGAUUCUGCGAUCCGAUCCUUUUUGUUUUCAUUGGUAUGGAGUUCCUUUUAAUAACUUGUGAUGAUCAUAACAAGUUGAACAAACUCCAGAAGAAAAAAGAGUCGAUCGUUUUGUGCUGCUGAAAAGCAAAGGAGGCCAGUUGCUAAAUACAACCCAACCCGAUAUAAUAAUGACCGCAGCAGGAUUAGCUCAGUCGGUAGAGCGGUUGACAGCUACCAGAGCGGGAGGUUGCAUGUUCAAUUCCCGAGGCCGGACCAAUACUCAGAAUCUCAAAAUAACUGAAGGUACCGGCUUCCCUUGCCCCAUAAGACCUUUCGCGCGGCUCGGAUGAGCAACGUGAAAUGGCGGUCCCGUCUUCAGUUGCUUUCAGUAUGAGACGUAACAACAGUGUCCACAAUUAAUACUUUAGUACUAGAUAUGUUGAUACUCAAAUAGAGUGCAUUUUUUGCAAUUGAUAAGUUAGAUUAGAUACUCUGAUUUACUGACCUUUCAAGUAACUAUAAAAAUUCCUUCCCGGAUAGGAGAUCCACCCACCUUUUCUGACCCAGAUACCUUAAAAAGAGCUUUCAAAGUAUGGCCAGCAAGUCACUCAGUGAAGUUAAAGUGUAAGGCAAUGGGAGCAGCACCUCUUAAAUACUCCUGGCUUAAAGACGGGAAGAUUUUAAGAGGGAGAAAAUUGGACCCAUACCUGAACACUUCAAUUUGGUACUUGAAACUAAAAGACCUAAGACCUGGAGACGCUGGGGAAUACACUUGUAUAGUGUCGAAUCCAUAUGGCAGUAUAAAUCAUACAUACUCGGUCAGGGUUCAGGGUGAGUACAUGAGACUGUGA
Porites lobata is the source of this 2217-nucleotide messenger RNA. The record is from the annotation of a GenBank genome assembly. NCBI's taxonomy places the organism in Eukaryota, Metazoa, Cnidaria, Anthozoa, Scleractinia, Poritidae.